This is a messenger RNA of Psilocybe cubensis, 773 nucleotides long. RefSeq lists its product as uncharacterized. The record is from RefSeq and is a predicted model, not a curated record. The transcript has 9 exons. NCBI's taxonomy places the organism in Eukaryota, Fungi, Basidiomycota, Agaricomycetes, Agaricales, Agrocybaceae. The annotation marks the transcript as partial.
AUGAACGGUCCACCCACUGGUAUGGGUGGAGGCAUGCCCGCAGGAAUAUCACAUGAAGCCCCACCGACUCCAAAGCAAGCACAAGCCAUCUUGAUAUGGACUAUCGGAGCAUUCUGCAUAUAUGGUUGGGAGUGCCUUGUCUGCCUGCCAAAGGAGUACAAGCUAAUUUGGAGACGACCAAUGAAUUUGUCUAGCGUUUUAUAUGUUGCCAAUCGAUAUUUUGGACUUGUACAGUUUGCAUUAGUUGUCACCUUGGCCACUGACGUUUGGACUCCAUCUGCCUGCAGUCAUAUAUUUCUUUUUGAGCCCAUUGGCGCCCUAAUUAGUGUCGUCCUUUCUCAAAUAGUGCUUGGAGGACGGGUAUACGCGGUUUUCUCCCAAAGUAAAUCACUGGCGCUUAUCCUUGGGACUAUCCUCGUUGUAGAAUGCGUUGUUGGCGGAAUCGCGGUCAGUAAUAUACGGCAUCCUCCAGAAAUACCAAUCAGUGCUCCUGGUCGACCACCCAAUUUCGAGCCUCCUCCAUGUGGUGCACUGGAAGGCCCUUUCAAGUGGCAGGUUACCUACUGGACAUUGCCUCUGUUUUACGACACACUGACGUUCCUCUUGACGGCAUGGAAGGCUCACUCAUUUUGGAAGGAAGAAUUAGAUACGCGUCUAUUCGAUAUCAUCUGGCGCGAUGGGCUUCUCUACUUUCUUGCAAUCUUAGCCAUGAACGUCGUGAACGUGGUGAUCUUCCUCACUGCCCCCAAUGGAAUCCGAACAGUAAACCUCCC